This is a messenger RNA of Plasmodium cynomolgi strain B, 2283 nucleotides long. RefSeq lists its product as hypothetical. Bases 1 to 2283 code for a protein of 760 amino acids. Gene Ontology annotation, molecular function: zinc ion binding; single-stranded DNA binding; ubiquitin protein ligase activity. The transcript has 2 exons. The record is from RefSeq and is a predicted model, not a curated record. Gene Ontology annotation, biological process: protein monoubiquitination; DNA damage tolerance. NCBI's taxonomy places the organism in Eukaryota, Apicomplexa, Aconoidasida, Haemosporida, Plasmodiidae.
AUGAUCAACACCUUCAUCUACUGGAAUUUUCGGGGGAGCAAAGGGAACGCGAACAUUUUAAGGAUCUCCCUCCCUUGUAGUUACAACACGAUAAAGAAGAAAAUUUUGGAAGUGACCAAUUUGAAUCUACAGAACAGCUUAGACAUCCUCCUUUACCACAACAACAGAGUGUUGAGCGAAUAUGAAAGCAUACAAAAUGAAAUGCUGAUAGAAAUUCAGCGGAGCAAUAUAGACGUGGUGAAAGAGUUGCUGCACAAAAGUAAUCAUGCCUAUUUGGAAAGGAACAAAAGUGUGCAGGACAACAGGAGGGGAGGUACUCCCCUUUCCGGAGGGAGACAAAGCGAUGUGCACGAUAAUAAGGCAAAGGGCACUACUACGGUUGGGGGCACAUACGAUAGUGGCGGAAUAGGUGGCAGUCAUCGAGGCGUAGGGGCGCACGAGGGUAAGCCAAAUAGCCUCGAGCUAAACAGAGCACCCAAAAUGAGCCGAACCACCAACUACCCAUACAGCAGUAAACAGCCAUGGAAUGUCUACAACAGAAAUGCUGUAAGUAUGAAAGAAAGUAAUGAGGAUGAUGAGGACAUGAAGAUCCAAGAAGUGAUGGAAAAAAAUAACCCCUAUCAUCAGCGUUCAGAUUACGCCAAAUCUAGAAUGUUGAAUUAUUAUAAAAAGGACAGAAGUAGUGCUUCCCAGUUUUACAGUUCAAAUGCGUACAACUCGUUGUAUUCCGCUUCGAGAGGAGGAGAACACCAUUUCCAAAACGGAGUGGCAGGAACAUAUAGUAAGUACUACAAAAUGAGGGGUGCCUCACAGAAUAGUAGCUAUGCCAAUGCUAUGAGUCAUAAUAAUUACACAAACUCGAGAAGUCAACAGAAGACACAAACGGGUCAUAACCAUGUAAGCAAUCAAGACACAACCACAAAGUAUGUUUCUCCUGACUACAUCUGUCACAUGUGUGGGAAAAAGGGACACAGUAUUAAAAAUUGUACCAUGAGUUCUUUUAAUAAUAACAAGAAGAUAAAGGUACCCACAGGAAUUCCAACGAAUUUUUUGACGAAAAUUAAAGCAGAAGAUAUUAAUAAGUAUGAUCAGAUUUAUAUUUUGAAGGAUGGAAGUUAUGGGGUUAUGAAAGACGUUGAAGAUGUUAGUGGGAGUGCAUAUCUAUAUCGCAGUGUUGAUGAUAAGAUUAAUAUUUAUCUUGGCGUGAACAAUAACGAUAGUAGGAAUACUGACAUGGAUGGUGAUCGGGGUGGAGAUGGCAGGGGCAACACAAGUACUAACCCUAGUGGAAAUCUUAGCAGUUUACAUCAUACAGGGAAUAGCAGUUACUACCCUAAUGAGGAGGGAGAUAAAAUCUCCAAUUUGUACAAGUGCCUUUUAUGCAAAAAAUUGUACACUUCCCCGACAACUCUACCUUGCUGUGGGGAGACAUACUGCAAAGGAUGCCUGUACAGGUAUAACAGAAAAAGGAAAAAUGAUUAUUCUUCAUCUCAGGUAUCCUCAUCAGGGUAUCAACACAACGGAGGGGGAGAGAGUAAAUCCCAAAUGAUGAAAUGUCCCAAUUGUCAGAAGCAUAUAAAUUCAGAUGCCUUAAUCAUUAAUACGAAUAUUAAAAAUGUAAUCGAUACAAUUAUUAAAAAUCAAAAGGUCAGCAAUAUGAGUAAGGACGAGGAAGAGUUCGGGGGUGGGAAGUGGAGAAAGGGAGAGGACGAUAGUAGCCAUGUGUAUUACCCAACCAAUGGUGGUACCUCGGCGGGUCUAGACAAACAGAACAAAUGGGCAGCCGUCACUCCAAAUGGAGGAGUAGCAUUACCCGUCAGUGGUACCGCCUCGAACGGGGCAGGCACCACUACGUCAACCAUAGGGGUGUCUCACAUAUCAAGCGAUAAGGACAGAAGCUCGAAUAAUAGAUCAACCAAUGGAGUUACCAACAACAGUGAGUCCUCAUCAUCCGUUUCUGUUCCUAAUGGAAAAUUAUAUCAAAGGCAACCACUCCACAAUGGGAACUUCCCACCAGGUAGUGACUUUCCCAGCAGUAACAGCAGAACGACAGAGGAGCAAAAUUCAGUUAACAGUAGCAGCGUCUGCAACGAAAAUGAUGAUGAAUUUCAAGACAACAGUUUCAACCCUCUAAUAAAUUUACCUAUCAAUUUGCUAGAGAUAAAACGGCAACACGAUUUUGCUGCAGCGUAUAUAGCCAAAUAUAGAAUGAGGCGAAAACCAAAACGGAAAAGAACAAUCGACCUUGGAAUGCUUUUCAUGAGUAAGCGGCGGGUGUGUUAG